Molecule: messenger RNA, 4861 nt
Organism: Myiozetetes cayanensis
Lineage: Eukaryota; Metazoa; Chordata; Aves; Passeriformes; Tyrannidae
Gene: HDC
Product: histidine decarboxylase
Exons: 12
Coding region: 2669-4669 (666 amino acids)
Biological process (GO): L-histidine catabolic process; histamine biosynthetic process
Molecular function (GO): histidine decarboxylase activity; pyridoxal phosphate binding
Source: RefSeq, a predicted model, not a curated record
AUGGUGGGAGGGAGGAGUGGGCAGAGAAUUGCAUUGUACUGUACAAAACUUUGUCAAACAGGUCGAAAUUAAACUUCAGUUUAUAGAAUUGGGAGUUAGGAAAAAAUUCUGAGUAUCCUAGUAUCGUUACAUAGUUGGUAAAUUUGAUCCUGAUUGGCAGAUUUGACCUAAAAAUAAUCAAAAGAUAAUAAAAAUGAAAAACCUGUGGUGGUGAGUUUUAGGAGAACUAUUUUCAAAGAUAUAAUUGUGCUGGUACUAGGACUUAAGAAAGCCUUGUGCAGUGAUUACAUGGAAAUUGCUCUGUUUUUAGGGGUUUUUUCAGGAACUAUCCAUAACGUCACUAACAAACGCGGGAACCAGUUAGUAGAGAUAAAUGUGCUGCUUAGGCAUUGUUCCAAUGGAAUUAUUCCGUGAUCAAACUAAUGCUUGUGUCAUCACAUCCCACAAAAUUGACAACACUGUAAUCUCUGUGAGUUCUUAAUAAUGAUAAGAGUCUCAGUCUGAGUGGUGAGAGGGGCAACGUUCACAUCCAAAUGCAGAGUUUCCCACGGUUGAGCCAGCACAGACCUUUGUAGCAAAUAAUGAAAUGAACCUUUUCCAAUCAUUCUGUUUCCUGUGAGCAAAUAUUCUAUUCCUCACUGUCCAUAAUGAAAUCCUACUAAGUGCAGGGUAGCUAUAACAAAACCUUAUCAUCAGCAAUAUUUACCCUACCUGUAAUUCAUUAUCACCCAUUUUAUUCUAGUUCCGAACAGGACCUGCUGUUUGUUCUCUUCUGCACAGAACAAGAGACCAAGCUGAUGAAACUGUCACCCUUGAGCAAGGCGUGGGGUAUAUGUCACAUGAAAUAUUUAUCGUAUAGUUUACCUCUGAAAACAUUGUUAAAAAUACUGUUCCUUAUUUGCUGUUCCAAAGUAAAAACAAAAUGUAAUUAGCUACCAUCUGUUUCUUUGAACAGAUGUUUAUAUAUUUUACGUAUUAGUUACUUGUAAUGAGCUAGAAUCACAGUUUGGGGGAACUUUGGGCUCUUCUUGAGUUGGUCCUGUGCUUGAUGCACCUUCUCACCUUUCUUGUUUUCCUUUAUGGGAUCAUUUACAGUAAAGACAAGAGAAGUUAAUAAAUUGAUAUGAAGUGUGUGGGCAGCUUGUUACUUAUCUCCUGAUGUUUCCAGAGAAAUGUGAGAAAACAGAUGAAUAUGCAUAGAGUAUUUUAUUUCCACCUCUUCUAAUGCCUUUUUAUCAUUUUGGGUUUUUUUAUUUCAGUGUGUUAAUCUGAUGUGUGUGUAUCGGAGCAUCUUUGUCAUAUCUAGAAAACAGUUCCUUCUCAAAUAUCUAAUUGCAGCAGGACCUAGGAGAGGUCUUACGCUGUUCUGUAGACAUUGGGCUGUGGGAACAAUGUAACAACUUUCUAGAACUAUGAAAGCGUUGGGGUUGUAUUUGGGUACAAGAGGCAGAGAAUUCAAGCUGCUCUGGCAGUCAGUUCUCUUCUGUGUGACGAGAACAGCGAAACCGCUGUUGUGUAUCAGAUGAAGGCUCUGCCUGACCUGGUGUCCUGUCUCCAGCAGGGCCAGUCCUAAGCAGAAGCCUGAGGUGCAGCAAAACUAGGGCAAGAAUUUAUGUACUGAUAGUAGUUUCUGGUGCUUAGUCCACAAAUCCUACCUCUCUCUUUGCCCAGGGCUGCUUCCUGCAGUGUAGAGCAAGUGAAGAUGGCAAGUGCUCAGCAGUGAGUACAGUGUCAAAGGUUGUGCUGGCAGAGAUAGGUCAGGAUGUGUUUUCAGGUCCUAAAACUGAACAAGGGGGAUUAUACGUGACUGUCCUUUUAAACAGAAUAGUCCAGGUGGAGGACUUGGAGGAAUUCUGGAGAGACAAGACCAAAUCCCAGUUCUUAUGUGUAUCAUAUGUGAGGAAAGCAAGCAUGAUGAGGGGGAAAAUAUGUAUUUUCCCAGCUCAACAAUCUAGGAUGAUAGCUGUGGAGGAACAUCACCCUGGUCUGUGUAACCUGCUCUGAUCUGGAAAGGCAGGAAAUCCACUAAGAAGAUCAUUGCUGCUUUGUAUUACAGUUCUGGAAUUGGCAAUAGCUGUAAAGCCUUUCCUUUUAGCAGCACGGGACUGAAAGUGUAAAGACUGAAGACUUGUGAGGGUGUAAGUAUAUUCUUGUUGUUUUGGGAAUUCUCAAAACAAUUCUUAAAAAACCCUCCUUCCCUGUCUGCAGAUUUGUUCUGUGGUGGUGCCUUGUUUUAAUGACUAGCACAAUAGUUGGGUGUGCUAGUGUAACAUCUGCUGGCUUUUACUUGGUUUGGAAGUUCUUGAGCUUAAGUCUUAUGUUAAUGUGCCUUAUAUUCAUGACAUGGAUUACUGUGAGACUUCUGAAAGAUUGAUUGAAAAUGGGGAAGGGGUAGUGCAGAGGCAGCUCCUCUUAGCGAUACGCUAUCUUACACAUCAAAAGGGCACAGACGAGAACAUGAGAGAUUGUAAAAGCCCUCAAUUGGGAGGAGUUAGAUAAACACUCACCAAUAACCUGCCUACGUUAAGCCUUUUCCAGAAUGCAUGAGUCUGAGAGAGAAGGGGAGCUAUAAAGGGGGAAGCAGCCAGGAGGGCACCAGAGUGAACUGCCCACAGCUCCCCAAAGGUCGUGGCCCAGGUUCGAAGAGGUGCUUCUGUAAGGAAUCAGUAUGGAGCCUGAGGAGUACAGACAGAGAGGGAAAGAGAUGGUGGAUUACAUUUGCCAGUACCUGAGCAAUGUGAGAGAGAGACGGGUGACUCCCGAUGUACAGCCAGGUUACAUGAGAGCCCAGUUGCCGGAUUCUGCCCCAAUGGACCCAGACAGCUGGGACAACAUCUUUGGAGACAUAGAGAAGAUUAUUAUGCCAGGGGUAGUCCAUUGGCAAAGUCCACACAUGCAUGCCUACUUUCCAGCUCUUACUUCCUGGCCUUCACUCCUUGGAGAUAUGUUGGCUGAUGCAAUUAACUGCUUGGGAUUCACAUGGGCUUCCAGCCCAGCCUGUACAGAACUGGAAAUGAAUGUGAUGGAUUGGUUGGCUAAAAUGCUGGGGCUUCCAGAAAAAUUCCUGCACCAUCAUCCUGACAGUGUGGGUGGAGGAGUAUUACAGAGCACUGUGAGUGAAUCCACCUUGGUUGCACUGCUAGCAGCAAGGAAGAACAAAAUUCUAGAGAUGAAGGUUUCCGAGCCAGACGCCGAUGAGUCCUCGCUCAAUUCUCGCCUCAUCGCUUACGCAUCUGAUCAAGCACAUUCUUCCGUAGAAAAGGCUGGCUUGAUUUCCCUUGUGAAGAUAAAAUUUCUGCCUGUGGAUGAGAACUUUUCCCUCAGAGGUGAAACUUUGAAGAAAGCCAUUGCAGAAGACAGAAAGAAAGGCCUCGUACCUGUCUUUGUUUGUGCAACUUUGGGUACAACUGGUGUCUGUGCUUUUGACAGUCUCUCAGAACUGGGUCCAAUUUGUGAUGCUGAGGGACUCUGGCUUCAUAUUGAUGCUGCAUAUGCAGGAACAGCAUUUGUAUGUCCUGAAUUUAGGCUGUUCUUGGAAGGAAUUGAAUAUGCAGAUUCCUUUACUUUUAACCCUUCUAAAUGGAUGAUGGUUCAUUUUGACUGCACUGGAUUUUGGGUUAAGGAUAAAUACAAAUUACAUCAAACCUUCAGUGUUAACCCUGUCUACCUCAGACAUGCCAACUCAGGAGCUGCAACUGACUUCAUGCACUGGCAGAUUCCACUGAGUCGCCGAUUCCGCUCUUUGAAGCUGUGGUUUGUGCUUCGCUCGUUCGGGGUGAAAAAGCUUCAAGCUCACGUCCGACAUGGUACUGAAACAGCCAAAUUCUUUGAGUCCUUGGUUAAAAGUGAUCCACUUUUUGAAAUUCCUGCGAAGAGGCAUCUUGGACUGGUUGUAUUUCGGCUAAAGGGUCCCAACUGGCUGACAGAAAAACUCCUGAAAGAACUGAGCAGUUCUGGCAGGCUCUUCCUCAUUCCAGCAACCAUUCGUGACAAGUUCAUCAUCCGCUUUACUGUAACAUCUCAGUUCACAACCAGGGAAGACAUUCUGCGAGACUGGGCCAUCAUUCAACACACUGCAGCCCAGAUUGUUAGCCAGAAUUAUGGGCUGCACCGCAUCACUUCUGAUGAUGGGGCAAGAAUCCCUGCUAUGGUAGUAGAGCCCAGUUCUGAUGCCCUUAGUAACGCUUCCCAGCUUUAUCUAGAUGGAGGGAAAUCUAAACCACCUUCCAGAAAAACAGUAGUUCAGCCUAAGAAGUUAUCAGUGAGUCCCAGUACAUGUGUGAUAAGUCAACAAGUGAAAGGUCAAGGGGAUCCUCUAGAUGAUUGUUUUCCAGAAGAUGUCCAGGAUGUUACCAAACAUAAGUUAACCUCUUUUUUAUUCAGUUAUUUAUCUGUUCAAGGCAAGAAAAAGACAGCACGUUCCCUUAGCUGCACCAGCGUGCCAGUGACUGGUAGUCUUGAGCAAUGUAACCCCAAAGCUGCAGCCACUGACAAGGAGGAGUCUCGUGCAAGUGCCAGAGUUCUUUCCAGCCUCCCCGAAGACAUGAUGAUGUUCAAAAAAAGUGCCUUCAAAAAACUAAUUAAGUUCUACAGUGUCCCAAGCUUUCCAGAGUGUAGCAUUCAGUGUGGCCUUCAGCUGCCUUGUUGUCCUCUGCAAGCCAUUGUUUAACAAGUAAGAGAGCUUGGUCCUUAAAAAGAGAACCAAAGUUUGCUUAAUCAUAUGCAAUACCACAUGUUCUUUUGUUCAAUAUGUAAGCAGUGGCAACAGCCACUGAGAAAAUUCCUGUGCUUUUACUGGUGAAAACCUCAUGUAUUUAUAGAUUAAAAUGUCAAAUAAAUCUUGUAGGCAUAUAACAUGAAA